GCAAGCAGCAGCGGCAUCAUGGAAGCGGAUGCGUCCAAGUAUACAGUGUGCAGCACAGGACUGACCACCGAAGAAAUCAUCGUGUCCAAGUCCAUUGUGGCGCAACUUGGCAUGCGCUGGGACGACGACCUGCACGACGGCGUCACACACCUCUUGGCGGUGGUGGUCGGGUCGGCAAAGUACAAAGCAGCCAAGGCAGCCAAGAUGAAAGUCGUCAAGCUGGAUUGGCUCAAAGAGUGUUCCCGAGCGGCCAAGGUCCUACCCACGGACCAAUACGAGUUGGGACCGCUGGAAGGCUUGUGCAUUUGCACGACAGGCUUGUACGUCGAAGAUCGAGAAAAGGUGCAAGAGCUAUGUGAAGCUGCUGGAGGCAUCUACCACCCAGAUCUCAACUUCGGCACGACCACGCACUUGCUCGCAGAAGAGCCCGAAGGCGCCAAGUACAACACCGCCAUUGCAUACGGCAUUCCUGUCGUCACAUUAGAUUGGAUUGUUGCGUGCGUCCAGGCCAAAGAGUACAAGGACGAAGACGCAUAUCGGGUGCAGGAGCACCCAGUCGAGAUGGGGCCCAACGUUGGCGUGAUGGACGAUGGGACCUUGCCAUGCCUCAAGUUGAACGACCAGCUGCAGCAGUGCUUGACCAUUUUGGAUGGGGAGCCGCCAGGGUGUUUUCUCGACGGGUGUGUUUUUUGGCUCACAGGAUUUCCUCCCGACGUCACGACCAAGCUCAAGGCCCUCAUUCGAUUUGGAAUGGGCACUCGCUACGACACGUACAACACAACUGUCACGCAUAUCGUGGCCGACUUUAUGGGGUCGUGCCGGCAACUCCAAGAUUCGCAUGGCAACAUGGACGUUGUGGCGGCGACGUGGCUCAUCAAUAGCUGUCUGGCAGGGUCGUGUUUGCCAGAAGACCAAUAUCCGCCGCCGCACAUCAAAACCGACUACACCGUCGCGCUGCACAAACCAGGGACAGUCGUCAAGCCGCCUGGAACGCUUGCAGAUAGAUUACACGUGGCCACCAGCACCGCCACGGCGUCCUUUGCACCGCCGCUCAAACCGACCGACACCAACCCGAGGCUCUUGUUUAGCGGGCACAUGUUCCUCCUCGUGUUCACGGAUGCGCUGGGGUCUGCAGGGAACUUGGCACUCAAGACACAAAUAAAAGGCGUGGGGGGCAGGUAUCGCGAGCUCAACACGACGGACCCUUGCAUUUUGCAGCCAAACGACAUGACCCGCAUCACGCACAUCGUGUUGGCGCACGGGUGCGACCUUCCGGACGGCAUGUUGCCAUCGCUGUGCGCAUCGAUGCCGCGCGCCAAGCUCGUGACGGAGCUGUGGCUCCACUGCUGUCUGCAGGACGGCGUGAUCUACCCCCGGCGCAAGCAUGAACUGUUCGUGUGUUCCCCGAACACUCAUGCCAGUGUGCUCCCCACGCUGCCAUUAGCUUGCUUUGGGCGCAUGCACGCGUGCAUUUCCAUGUUUAUGGGCGUUGAGCGCUCCGUGCUCACGUGUCUACUUCGACUUUGCGGGGCGACAUUGACGUCCAAGUUUUCCAAGCGCAACACCCACCUCGUGUGUCGGGUUCCGGACGGGCCCAAGUACAUCAAAGCCGUCGAGUGGAAGGUGCCGGUGGUGGACGCCAACUGGCUCGUCACGAGUGCAAGUGCAGCCAUGUUUCAACCGUACCCCACACUCGUCCAGCCGCGGCGGGGAGACGCGCCCGACCUGUCCAAGAAGCGGAAGAGUCUCGACUCGAUUCGCAAUGAGGACGAAACGGGACUUCCAAGCGCAGCCAAAAUGUCGCAAGUUGUGGGCGCAACCAAGGGAGGUCUCUCUCAAGACGACGGUCAAGAGCACUGCCCCGUGAAACCACCUGAGCGCGAAAACCAUGAACGUGGCGCGCUCACGCAACUGGAGCACCUGCUCGGGGACAUGGGCGGCGAUGAAUCGUGUUCGAUGGAUUACCCAUACGACGUACUGUUGUUGAUACAAAUAUCGUUCCAGCGAAGCCAGCCCAGAGUCCACCGACCAAAAGGCAGGACAAACCCUUUUUCCAAGACUCGCAAGCCGCGGCCCCGCAUUCCGAGAUGGUCCAGUAUGAAGAAGCAUAAUGCGGCUGCACACUCGUGGAAAUCGCCGCUUGAGGUGUUGUUGCACGGUACAACCCAACUUGGGGCGACACCAUCAUGAUGGGAAUGGUCUUGUUGAUUGGCUUGGACGGGAGGACCAGGUGCAGGGCCGAAGAACGCUCGGGAUGCAGGGAAGAAGAUGUUGCGGGUCCAAAGACCACGAGGGAUAGAGGAAUAACAAUACUUCUUACACGUGGGUUAUAGCGACGCCAUUUCUGGGAA
Messenger RNA from Aphanomyces invadans, 2351 nucleotides. RefSeq lists its product as hypothetical. The record is from RefSeq and is a predicted model, not a curated record. The coding region runs from base 19 to 2190 and encodes 723 amino acids. Gene Ontology annotation, biological process: mitotic DNA replication checkpoint signaling; mitotic G2 DNA damage checkpoint signaling; DNA replication initiation. The transcript has 13 exons. NCBI's taxonomy places the organism in Eukaryota, Oomycota, Saprolegniomycetes, Saprolegniales, Verrucalvaceae.